Molecule: messenger RNA, 1077 nt
Organism: Penicillium manginii
Lineage: Eukaryota; Fungi; Ascomycota; Eurotiomycetes; Eurotiales; Aspergillaceae
Product: mitochondrial ATPase complex subunit ATP10
Exons: 2
Biological process (GO): mitochondrial proton-transporting ATP synthase complex assembly
Cellular component (GO): mitochondrial inner membrane
Source: RefSeq, a predicted model, not a curated record
CCCAAAAUGUGGAGGAACUCAUUAACCGCCACCCUGAGAUUGGACCUCCCACUCCUCCAGACAACCCGUUGUCUGAGGUGCCAAUUCCACGGCACCGCGGCCCUGACACAUCUUCGCGCCAAUGCCUCUCUCCGCAACUAUGCGACCAAGAACAGCACCCCGAAACCAAAGGACGCCGCGACCAAUCAAUUCUCCAAACCAACGACUGAGCCGAUAAAGACGUCCGUCCCCGGAACCCCCGCACGCCCCUCCGUCCAAUUUCAACAAAACCAGCCCAUCAGACAAGUUCCCCAUCCAAGCGAUGAGAACUUCAUACCUCCAACCCUGGAUCGCCCAAUCGGUACCGCCGCGCCGCCAGAGGCAGGCGAGAACACGGGCGUUGAUAGCCGCAGCUAUCGCCAGCGUCGAGACGACUUCGUCGACUAUGAUACUCACAUCAAACGGCGAAAGGAACUAACUCGGCAGGUCGCCAAACCGUACUUCCGCGAAUGGUCCAAUCUCCGCUUCGCAGAGGGUAAAACCUUCAAGUCGAACCCGCGCCUCUUCCGCUCCGACAAGGCCCUCUACUUCCCCAAUAUGCGCGGCACAACGCUGCUCUCACCGAAGGACCCACAAGACACCACCCCCGUCCUCGAAGGCAAGAUCACGGUCGUAAACCUCUUCUCCAGCGUCUGGGCCGAGGGCCAAGUCGCGACCUUCACCGGCGCACCGCUGAACCCGAAAUUGGCGGAGAUUCUGGCGGCUGCGGGCCCGCUUGUGCAGCGGGUGGAUAUCAACCUGGAAGAGAAUCGCAUGAAGGCUUGGUUGGUGAAGUCGUUUAUGUGGCGCAUGCGGCAGAAGUUACCCGCGGCGCGGCAUUCGCGGUAUUUCCUGGUGCAGAAGGGGUUUACGGAGCUUUUGAAGGAGGCGGUAGGGAUGAUGAAUUCGAAGGUUGGGUAUGUUUAUCUUGUUGAUGAUGCUUGUCGGAUUCGGUGGGCGGGCAGUGGGCCUGCUGAGGCGGUGGAGUUGGAGACUCUCAAUAAUGGUUUGCAGAAGUUGAUUGCGGAGAAGAAGGCUGCUCUGCAGGCGGAGAAGUGA